AAAACAUUUGUUUUCUGGUCAACAUCUGUAAAUGCAAUUUCUUUGCAUAGCCGGUCUGUAGCAAACAUUUUUUACUUUCUCAAAUAAAACAAAGUUUUUUUUAAUAAAAAGUUGUAAAAAAUACUUAAAACAUAAACAAUGGACACAGAAAUAUUGGAAGCAGUCAACAGUUUUCUGAAGGUGGAACCAAUCGAGGAAGCCUUCCUCAGUGUUAUUGUUUAUAAAUCGAAUGGCGAAGAGGAUAAAUCCGCCUCUUUUACGGACAGCAUAUUGAACAAAUUUAAAGAUGUACCACAGGAUAACAAAGAGGGCCUGGUGCGGCAGUAUUUGCAACGCGCUGCGAAUGCCAUAAAUAUAUCACACCUGCGUGUGCUUAUGAACACAUUAGGAAAACUGGCGGAAAAUAAUGUGAUAACUGCAAGAAUGCUGUGUGAUAAGAUAUUCCUCUGCGAUAGAUUGGUUUACGAGAAUGCAAGUUUUUGGAUCGAAAGCUUCAAAAUAAUUAAACGUGUGUUACCGCUUGUGGACUACAAAGGCGUGCGUGAAAUCAUGAAGAUGUGCCGUGACAAAGCGCAAACAUUUCCUGUGAACAUAAACGUUAGCUUCUUGCCACAGCUACAAGCAUUGAAGGAUACGCUAAAUUACAUAUUUGAUCGUAAUAAUUGCUUGCUACCGGGUUACUUUAUCGCCAAUGAAAUUAUGAAGCCACCGCCAUAUCAUUGGACAAUUAAUAAAAUGAUGACCGAUUUCAUGGAGGAAUUCCGUAGAACCGCGCAAAUGGUUUCUAUAAUUGGUCACUCACAUAUGUUGCCCAUUGUGGAGAGUUUUGGUUAUGCAGAUCAUAUGAUGAAUUCAUGGAAAUUAGAUCCGAAUACUUUGCGUUUUGUUUUCAAGGGCAGUCUACCUUAUGACGCCGAUUUGCUCGAAGAACAAACGAAACUUUUACGUUAUGUGCUAGAUCAACCAUAUUCCAAGGAGAUGGUUUCGGUGAUGAUGAGCUUGCAGAAACAACAAAAACAACGCUGCUAUAAGCUAGAAGACCAAUUGGUUAAUUUAAUUAUAUCAGCAAUGGAAAUGACUGAAAACAAUGAUUCUAUGAUGGGUAGCAGUUUUAGUGUCUAUGAAGAGCAGAAUUCCAUGAAUGAGUGGGUUUGGUUGCACCUAUCAUCGCAACUCAUCUAUUUUGUGCUCUUUCAGUUUGUGAGCUUUGCUCAUAUCGUGUCGGCUUUGUAUGAGAAGCUAUCCAAAAAAGAACUGCGUAAGGGACGCGAUCAACUGAUGUGGAUCCUAUUGCAAUUUAUAUCUGGUAGCAUACAAAAAAAUCCGAUUGCCAAUUUUCUGCCAACCUUCAAAUUGUUCGACUUGCUCUAUCCUGAGCAAGAGCCCUUAAAGUUACCAGACUGCACUAAAUCUUCAUUGUUGCGACAGAUGGCACCCAUAUGCAUUUGGAUACACCUGAUGAAGAAAGCCAGAUUGGAGAAUAUGAGUAUUAAUAGACCUUUGCCGAUUGCGCUGAAAAAUCAUCACGAUUUCUUACAGCAUCUAGUUAUGCCCAACACACUGAUGUCCAUGAGUUUGGGCAAUGAUUUUCGUAUCAUUUUGAUAUGUAAUGCAUAUUCUACAAAUCAAGAAUAUUUCUCACGUCCCAUGAAUAUACUAACCGAGACGUUGAAUGGCAAUGCAAAAACUGCUGCUGGUGGUCAGGUGCCACCGGCGCCCUUCUCUAUGGUUGUUCUGGAUAGUUUAACGGUGCACAGCAAGAUGUCGCUUAUACAUAGCUUUUUCACACAAAUGAUCAAACAAGCACAAGCCAAGAGCUCCAUACCAACACCGGCUUUGGUUGAAACAUAUGCACGUCUUUUGGUUUAUACUGAAAUCGAAUCGUUGGGUAUCAAAGGUUUCUUGCAACAAUUACUGCCCGCUGUCUUCAAGCACCAGGCCUGGGGUAUACUGCACACGCUGCUGGAAAUGUUUCUCUAUCGCCUACAUCACAUACCGACGCAAUAUCGCCUGCAAUUGCUCUCUCACUGCACCGUUGUUUCGCCGCAAACCAAUAAAAUGCAAUUGAAUUUGUGCUUUGAAUCCACCGCUUUACGCCUAAUCACCGGUUUGGGCUCGGUUGAGAUGCAGCCACAGAUGUCGCGUUACUUCAGCGAGAAACCGCCUGGUUCUGUUGCCUCCAGCGAAAGUGAGGAGCUGAAUCGUGUGCUCAUACUAACGCUGGCACGUUCAAUGCACAUGACUGGACUGGGCGAUGAAUUGCAACCCUGGUGCAAGGAGCUGCUCAACGUUAUCAUGCAGAAUACACCACACUCUUGGGCCUCGCACUCGUUAGCCUGUUUUCCACCUGCUUUGAAUGAGUUCUUCGUGCAAAAUAAUCAUCCGCUGGAGAAUAAACAGUUGCUGAAGAAAUCAGUUGAGGAGGAGUAUCGCAAUUGGACUUCCAUGUCGAACGAUAAUGAUAUUAUGAAUCAUUUUAUACGCCCGAGCACGAAUCCACUAUUCCUAUGUCUGCUAUUCAAAAUGAUUUGGGAAACAGAGAACGUCAGUCCGGUGGCAUACAAAAUAUUGGAAGGCAUUAGCGCACGCGCAUUAUCAGCACACUUACGCAAGCUAUGCGAUUACCUAGUCGGUGAGGUAGCCAAUAGCAAUGGCAAAGAUUUCAUACACAAAUGUGUCGACACCAUAAACAAUAUGAUUUGGAAGUAUAAUAUUGUGACCAUUGAUCGUGUGGUGCUCUGUUUGGCUUUGCGCACACAAGAGGGCAAUGAGGCGCAAGUUUGUUUCCUUAUAAUACAAUUGUUGUUGUUGAAGACAUCAGAGUUGCGCAAUCGCAUACAGGAGUUUUGCAAGGAGAAUCAUCCUGAUCAUUGGAAGCAGAAUAAUUGGCACGAGAAGCACUUGCAAUUCCAUCAAAAAUAUCCCGAAAAAUUUGCACCCGACGAAUCAGCCUCACAUCCACCGCUGCCGGUUUACUUCUCGAAUGUUUGUUUGAGAUUUUUGCCAGUUUUAGAUAUAGUGGUGCAUCGUUUCAUAGAAUUACCUAUACAGCAUGUGCAUCAAAUAUGUGAGGUUAUAUUAGAUCACUUGAGUAUUCUCUACAAAUUUCACGAUCGCCCCAUUACUUAUUUGUAUAACACCUUACAUUUCUACGAAAGGAUUUUGCGUGAGCGUCCAUCACUCAAAAAGAAAUUGGUCAGCGCUAUUACAGGCGCCUUUUGCGAUAUACGUCCACCGAAUUGGUGCGUGAGUGAGCCCUACAAAAUGUUUUUACAAAACCAGGAAUUGCUUUGGAAUCCCGAACUCAAUUAUUACAUCAAUCUAGUGCGUCGCUUAUCGGAUACUAUAACGGGCAAAAAUGUCUUCUUCAACACCGACUGGCGUUUCAAUGAAUUCCCCAAUGCACCAGCGCAUGCGCUGUACGUCACGUGUGUGGAGUUACUCAGCUUGCCGAUUGCGCCGUCGAUUGUCGCCAACAAUGUGGUGGAUGUCAUCGUGAAGGGCUACUCAUUGAUACCACAAAAGGAGAUACACAAUUACAUAAAUGCUGUCGGCAGUAUAUUGGCCGCGCUGCCCGAGACACAUUGGUCCGUUAUCUACGAUCGCUUGCAGGAUGCGCUCAACUCGCCAAAAAUGAUCAAAUGGAAUUAUCGCUUCUCUGCAUUCGAGUUGUUCAAUUUUAAGACUGUCUGUGAAUCGAUGAUCGAAAAGAGCUAUGUGCUGAUAUUAGCUGUGGCGCAUGCCACCUUCCAUCAUAUGGGCGGCUUUAAGUUGGCCGCAAUGACUAAAUAUAUAGCCGAGAAGCUGAAACCUUGUGUGCGCACCGAACAACAGCUCGUCUUCCUCUUUCAUGUGUUUGGUCCAUUUUUGCAGCGCAUCGAUUUGGAGAAACCCAAUACUGUGGCCGGCAUUGCCAUUAUGAUUUAUGAAAUGCUCGAUGUGGUGGACAAGGCGCAGGUUCCCCUCGAGUACUUGGACACGAUUUGCGAUUUUCUUUACCACAUCAAGUAUAUACAUGUCGGCAAUGUCAUCAAAAACGAAUCGGAAGUGAUUAUAAAGCGUUUAAGGCCUGCCUUGCAGUUGCGGCUGCGCUUUAUAACGCGCUUGAAUAUUGAGGAUAUCAACACUGAGAAGAAUCUUCAGAAGGCGAUCGCUCCACAACAGCAACAACAACAACAACAGCAGCAGCAACAACAUCAAGCACCGUUGCAACAACAGCUGGCUGCUGCAGCACAACAGCAAGCACAGCAGCAGCAGCAACAACAACAACAACAACAGCAACAGCAAAUACAUCAACAACAACAACAACAAAAGCCGAAUAUGCCAAGCGCACAGAAUCAACAACAGCAACAACAGGUGCAAAUGCAAACGAAUGUCAAUGUACAGCAGCAACAACAACAGAAUGUGCAACAACAACAGCAGCAACAAAAUGUGCCAAUGGUUGGCGUGGUCGGUAAUGCGCCCGGCAAUCAUUCACAAAUGUCAAAUUACAAUUUAAUGGCUCAACAACAACAACAGCAGCAGCAACAACAACAACAACAGCAUAUGUCGGGAAAUAUGGGUCAACAUCAGCCACAACAAAUGCAAUAUUUUAUGCAAAAUAUGCCGCCCCGUUACUAAAUAUCAUCCCUGUCACAUUACUUAGCAUUUUAUAAGUAAACACUUAAACAUACUUACAUACAUAACAUAACAUAACAUAAGUGCUUGGCUUCACUAUUCAUUAAUUUACAUUAUGUGUGUGUGUGUAUUUGUACUCUAUAUAUUAAUAUAUUAAGAAAUAUAAUAUUAUGAAAUGCUACAACAUUUUUAAACCGAAUCUAGAGCGUAUUAAUGUUCACUAUAAGUCAUAUAUCGCGUAAAAAAAUUUAAAAAAUAUUCGAUGCCAUUAAAGUGAGUCUGAAAGUUAGAACUGUCCCUAUAAAAUCUCUAAAAAACAAGAAAAGUGUAUUUGGUGUAGAAAAUCAUAUACAGUAGAACUCCAAUUAUCCGAAUUAAUGGGGACCGGGACCCAUUCGGAUAAUCAAAUAUUCGGAUAAUCGGAUUUUUUUUUUUUAAAUUGCCAUUGGAGAGAAUAAAAGCUACGUUUUGAUAUUA
This is a messenger RNA of Zeugodacus cucurbitae (melon fly), 5094 nucleotides long. RefSeq names its product mediator of RNA polymerase II transcription subunit 23 (gene MED23). The transcript is spliced from 22 exons. Gene Ontology annotation, biological process: positive regulation of gene expression; regulation of transcription by RNA polymerase II. Lineage: Eukaryota; Metazoa; Arthropoda; Insecta; Diptera; Tephritidae. Bases 139 to 4620 code for a protein of 1493 amino acids. Gene Ontology annotation, cellular component: transcription regulator complex; mediator complex. The record is from RefSeq and is a predicted model, not a curated record.